AUGGAUAAAAAGGCAGAACUUUGGUCCUUCCAGAAAGAACCCUACAAAAACAAUGUUAAUAUUGGUGCGUCUACUAAGUACAACAUCCAAAUUGGCGAAGAUUGCUCCUGUGAUGGUGAUGAGGCUGAAAGCAGUUCUGAUGAUGAAAUCAAACACAGUAUUGUACCCAAGAAGCAACGUGGAGUACUCACUUGGGCCAAAAAUGACAAGAAGAAGAAGAAUGUGAAGGGAUUUUCUGGCAUGGGAAUGGGCAUGGGCAUGCCUAUGCCUCCUCAGCAUCGGCCACCUAUGCGGCCAUCUAUGGGCAUUCCGGCCCAUAGGAGCUUUCAUGGGAUGCCAAGGCCAGGAUAUCGGCCACCAAACCCAUAUUAUCAACCAAUGACGUAUCAUAGACCAUCACCACCACCAUAUAGUUACUACGGACAAAUUCAACCACCACCCUAUUCUUAUUUUCAGUCAAGAUCGCCACCGAAAGUUAACCCUAUCGUCCACUACACUAAUUAUGCGGACAACUAUCGGUACCCUAUGUAG
Prunus armeniaca (apricot) is the source of this 531-nucleotide messenger RNA. The record is from the annotation of a GenBank genome assembly. Lineage: Eukaryota; Viridiplantae; Streptophyta; Magnoliopsida; Rosales; Rosaceae.